GCUGCAGGAUCUGUUCCAGCAGGAGAAAGGCAGAAAGCGUCUCUCUGUGCCCCCCAGUCCGGGCCGGGGAGGCAGGCAGACCAACACUGAUGAAAGCAAGAGCACGCUGGACUCGUCCCCUCGUAACCCGUCCCCUGUGGUGCAGAACGGAGAGAAAGAGGACCGUCACCUCUGCCCCAUGCCCUCCACCUCCUCCUCCCUGCUGCCGUCACCCGGAGACCCCGCAGCUGAGCCCGUCACACCUGGUCCCUGUUUCUCUGAGCCGGACUCCCUCAGCAUCCCAGAAGAUGUGUUUGAUGGACACCUGCUGGGCUCCACUGACAGCCAGGUCAAAGAGAAAUCCACCAUGAAGGCCAUCCUCGCCAACUUUCUGCCCGGCAACAGCUACAACCCCAUCCCCUUCCCCUUUGAACCAGACAAACACUACCUGAUGUACGAGCACGAGCGGGUUCCCAUCGCCGUGUGUGAGAAGGAGCCGAGCUCCAUCAUCGCCUUCGCUCUCAGCUGUAAGGAGUACAAGACGUCGCUGGAUGAUCUGUCCAAGGUGUCCAACGCAGGCGGGGACGAGACUCCACAGGUGGUCAGCGGUACGGAGAGUCGAGCAAAGAGCAGCCCAGCCCGACCGAGCGAGUCCACCUCGUCUCAGCAGAGCAGGAGCAGCGUGGACGCAGACCCCCUCAAGGACGCAGAUUUAGGAGACAAGCAGAAGAAGCAGACGCUGAAUCCUCACAUCGAGCUGCAGUUCUCUGACGCCAACGCUAAGUUCUACUGCCGGAUCUACUACGCCGAGGAGUUUCAUAAGAUGAGAGAGGAGAUCAUGGAGAGUCCAGAGGAGGACUUCAUCCGCUCGCUGUCACACUGCGUCAACUGGCAGGCGAGAGGAGGGAAGUCUGGAGCGGUGUUCUACGCCACAGAAGACGACCGCUUCAUCCUGAAGCAGAUGCCCCGGCUGGAGGUCCAGUCCUUCCUGGACUUCGCCCCUCACUACUUCACCUACAUCACCGGAGCCGUGCAGCAGAAGAGGCCGACCGCUCUGGCUAAGAUCCUGGGAGUUUACAGGAUCGGGUACAAGAACUCUCAGAACAACACGGAGAAGAAGCUGGACCUGCUCGUCAUGGAGAACCUGUUCUACGGACGCAAGAUGGCUCAGGUGUUCGAUCUGAAAGGUUCUCUGAGGAACCGAAACGUGAAAACGGACUCGGGGAAGGAGAGCUGUGAGGUGGUCCUGCUGGACGAAAACCUCCUGAAGCUGAUCCACGACAACCCUCUGUAUAUCCGCUCCCACUGUAAGUCCAUCCUGAGGGCCGCCAUCCACAGCGACGCCUACUUCCUGUCCAGCCACCUCAUCAUCGACUACUCGCUGCUGGUGGGGCGCGACGACGCCACCGACCAGCUGGUGGUGGGGAUCAUAGAUUAUAUCCGCACCUUCACCUGGGACAAGAGGCUGGAGAUGGUCGUCAAAUCUACUGGAAUACUGGGGGGUCAAGGGAAGAUGCCCACUGUGGUCUCUCCUGAGCUGUACAGAGCUCGGUUCUGCGAGGCCAUGGACAAAUACUUCCUGAUGGUCCCGGACCACUGGACCGGCCUGGGCAUUAACUGCUGAGCGGUGCGUUCAGGGUCCACAGAAACACACUCCCUGUCUGACUCUCUAUGCAUUAAUCAGUCCCCGGAUCGACGGACCUUCAUGAGACCAACAAGCUCACGAGGCGGCUGACGAUGUUUGAGAACAGCACAGAUCAUUCCUCACAGCAGCUGCUGCCUUAUCACUCAGCUCUGAUCCCUGAUAUCAGAUCCUAAUUCAUCCUCCUUCAGAUGUCUGUUUUUUAUUUUGUUAGUGCCGUUAGUCCGACUAUUUCAACGGGACCUGCUGAACGCCUUCCGUCUAUGUGUUCGAGUUUGGAUAACAAACUAAUCUGUGUAAUUUAAAGUUUGUAAAUGUACAGAGAUUAUGUAAGUAUUAAAAGAUUAUUGAUGCUGAUUUGUUAAAACCAA
This is a messenger RNA of Notolabrus celidotus (New Zealand spotty), 1992 nucleotides long. RefSeq names its product phosphoinositide kinase, FYVE finger containing (gene pikfyve). The record is from RefSeq and is a predicted model, not a curated record. Lineage: Eukaryota; Metazoa; Chordata; Actinopteri; Labriformes; Labridae. Gene Ontology annotation, molecular function: 1-phosphatidylinositol-3-phosphate 5-kinase activity. The transcript has 14 exons. The annotation marks the transcript as partial. Gene Ontology annotation, biological process: phosphatidylinositol metabolic process.